Molecule: messenger RNA, 885 nt
Organism: Ilyonectria robusta
Lineage: Eukaryota; Fungi; Ascomycota; Sordariomycetes; Hypocreales; Nectriaceae
Exons: 3
Coding region: 1-423 (140 amino acids)
Source: RefSeq, a predicted model, not a curated record
AUGGAUACCGUGCUGGAUGCCAAUGGAGCCUGGACAAUGACUCGCUCUCACAAGGCCAACGACCGUGACCACAAGGGUCUUGCCGAUGGCAGUGCCCCUCCCUCUGAGCAUCUUCCUCGUUUCUUUGCCAAGCACGGUCACGCGGACACCGACCCCAAGAAGAUCAAGAAGGACGGAUCUGGCCGAGGCAAUUGGGGAUCCUUUGGCGAUGAUGUUGUGGAAGAUGAAUUCCGCUUCACCAAUGCCCGCCGCCGCUCCAACAGCAGCAACUUCUCUCACCACAUCACCGACUUCAAGACAAAGUUUGAGGUCAAUGAGCAGGAACCUGUCUUCGAGGAGUCCGUUCACGGCCCCCAGGAAGACGAGGAGGACAUUGACCUCUCCAAGACCGACUCGUCCGAGAGCGGCCGCUCAUCGACUUAGAUGACUUAAUAUGAAUCGUUGUCAUCAGAUCAGCGGUCAUAUGCUCAUUGCCGGAGUCGGCAAUGACAUUAUUGGGGGUCCAACUGUACUGAGGUUCGUUUGCUUUGGCUUGCUCGGCGGGGAGUUUAUUUUUGACGCCAUGAAACGAGCUGGAAUGAUAUGAAAUGGGAAACACACAAACACAACAUAACUUUUUUUGGAGAGGGAUGAGAACAUUCUGGGCCAGCCGGCAGGGUCAUCGGAUGGGAUAUGGGCGGAGUUGACGGACCCUCGUGACUAUUUGCAGAUCUCGAAGUGGAUGACGGUUUAUCACCACGCUCGCCGGACACGGUGUCCUGGCGGGAGGAGAUGUAUUACUGUAUCAAUAACUAGCUUUACUAUUUGAUGGAUGGGGUAGUAGACUACUAGAGAUUCCGAUAGCGGAAUCCAGAGAGUCGAAAUCGAUCAUCCACUUGUACCACA